This is a messenger RNA of Meriones unguiculatus (Mongolian gerbil), 4107 nucleotides long. It is a transcript of the gene Mgll, whose product is annotated as monoglyceride lipase. Gene Ontology annotation, molecular function: lipase activity. The transcript has 9 exons. Gene Ontology annotation, cellular component: membrane. Lineage: Eukaryota; Metazoa; Chordata; Mammalia; Rodentia; Muridae. Bases 505 to 1530 code for a protein of 341 amino acids. The record is from RefSeq and is a predicted model, not a curated record.
UCAGCGUGUGCGCGUGAGCGCGCCCCUCGCGCCCUCGCACCAACCCCCAAACCGACUUGUGCCCGUCAACUGCAUCUUCCCAGGCCGGUGCAGGGACACCGGCCAAGUCCCCGUCGUGUGUGGUGUGCCGAUGACAGCCGCGGGGCUUCCUUCCCCAAGCGGUCGCGGGCGGGCAGGAGGCAAAGUUUGUCGGAGAAUCGGGGUGACUUUGCUCGGGGACCCGCAUCUGCGCGAAUGCGCGGUGCCGCGGAGCGCGUCUCGUAGCAGCUCCCGGCUGGGGACCUGCCGUGUCCCUCGCUCCCGGAACCCCUUCAGGGGUGUGUUCUGGAAAAGUGGUGACUUGAGCUAGCGCUGGAGCGGCAGGAGGGAGCAGCUCGCACCCCUGCAGCCCGGGCGGGGAGGGCGCGGACCCCGAGGUUCUACCCUGCGGCCGCGAUGAGGGAACAGCCCUCGUUUGCCUGGCGCUGAUCUGUGGCGGUAGUGGAAUGCGAAAGCCAAGACGGAAUGGAAACAGGGCCUGAAGACCUCGGCAGGAUGCCUGAGGCAAGUUCUCCCAGGCGAACUCCACAGAAUGUUCCCUACCGGGACCUUCCUCACCUGGUCAAUGCAGAUGGACAGUACCUCUUUUGUAGGUACUGGAAGCCCAGUGGUACACCCAAGGCCCUCAUCUUUGUGUCCCAUGGCGCUGGUGAGCACUGUGGCCGUUAUGAUGAGUUGGCUCAGAUGUUAAAGGGGCUGGACAUGCUGGUAUUCGCCCACGACCAUGUCGGCCAUGGGCAGAGUGAGGGAGAGAGGAUGGUGGUAUCGGACUUCCAAGUUUUUGUCAGAGAUGUGCUGCAGCACGUGGACACCGUCCAGAAGGACUACCCUGAGGUCCCCGUCUUCCUCCUGGGCCACUCCAUGGGCGGUGCCAUCUCCAUCCUAGCGGCUGCAGAAAGACCAACCCACUUCUCUGGCAUGGUCCUGAUUUCACCCCUGGUUCUUGCCAAUCCAGAAUCUGCUUCAACCCUCAAGGAUAACCUCAAGAACAAGGCCAGCCCUAUUGAAAAGGCGACCACACUGACGACAAUUUGGAUCCCAUUUGCGUUCUACCUGUGGGUCCUUGCUGCCAAAGUGCUCAAUCUUGUCCUGCCAAACAUGUCCUUGGGGCGCAUCGACUCAAGCGUGCUGUCUCGGAACAAGUCAGAGGUUGAUCAGUACGACUCCGACCCACUCAUCUGCCGCGCAGGGGUGAAGGUGUGCUUUGGCAUACAGCUGAUGAAUGCUGUCUCAAGGGUGGAGCGCGCGAUGCCCAAGCUGACACUGCCAUUCCUGCUGCUGCAGGGUUCGGCUGAUCGGCUGUGUGACAGCAAAGGUGCCUACCUGCUCAUGGAAUCAUCCAGGAGUCAGGACAAGACACUCAAGAUGUACGAAGGUGCCUACCACGUUCUCCACAAGGAGCUUCCAGAAGUGACCAACUCUGUCCUCCAUGAAAUAAAUACAUGGGUCUCUCACAGGAUAGCCGUGGCAGGAGCUGGGUGUCCACCCUGAGCGUGCUGGUCAGGCAACCAGCUCGUGGUCUGGGGGAAGCAGGCAGAGGAAGGGCAGUGCUGGCUGGCUCAAAAAAAAAAAAAAAAAAUCACAAAUUGGAAGAAACCCUAGUACAAUUUACUUUGAGGAAGAAGAAAAAAAGAUAAUUUGUCGAUUAUAUGGCUACUGGCCACUGAUCUACCACCUUAAGGGGUAGGCACUUUGUGAAAGAAGGAGGGUAUUUUUCACACAGAGACUGUGUUGAGAUGUCCUUUGAAUUAAAAAAAAAAAAUGGAGCAUCUGCCCACCUCUCCCAGCUCCUGUGGGGUUCAGGGACUCGCUCGCAGUCCCAUGUCCCAGCCUGCAAUAAUCAGAGGUCUCUUUCCUCCUAUCCCAAGUCCUCUCUGACUGGCUGUUCUCUGGCAUGUGAUGAGGUAUCCCGUGUCCCCAAAGCUAGCUCCUUAGCAGGCUCACAUGCCCCUCCAGGGCACUUCCUCAAAAUGGGCAGCCACUCUAUGACCUGGUCAGGAACUUCUCAGAUGGAAGCCAGGCUGGGGGAAGGGAGGGUGGCCCUGCAUAGCUCUUCUCCCCACCCAGCUCUUCCUCCUGCUGGGGGUUUGUUCAUUCACAGCAUGAUGUAUGUAUUUAGAAAGGCACCUUUUCUUGGGUCAACUAAGUACUCCAUGCUGAGGAAGGUGGCUUCAGAGAUCAUUGUUUAAUAUAUAUGGUAUAUUCUAAAGUAAAGAUUAUAUGGGUGGGUGGGAGGGCAGAUGGCGCCUGGACAGCUCUGGAAGAGCUGGUACCCACACACAGGGCCAGUCUGCCAAGGGCCCCGGCCCCCUAUCUGAGGACUAGCUGGCUCUCCUUGUAGAGAAGUCACGGGAUGAAGAACUGUGGCCUGGGCCGUCCUUCUGUCCAGAGCCACUAGGAGUUGCUUGCCAGUAGCACAGCUACCUCUGGCGGCAGGCGAGACCCCGUGGUGCUGGCUGCCUGCCCAGAGCAGCACAGAGUACUCAAUGACUACCCGCAGACAUGGACCACAGCUGUCCGCAACACGUUCCAGACUGCAGCAGGAUGGCCAGGCCAGGCCUCACAGAGGCCACCCUGGGGCAGUGAAGUCCGAGCCCCCUGUCCUCUCAGGUGCCCGCUGAGGCCUGCCCCAGGCCUCACUUAGCGCCAGCAAUAACUGGGGCUCACUGCCCUCUUGGAGCACUUUCAUCUUUACAGAGGGGCUUGCAGUUACCUCAGGAGUCUUGUUAGUGCACAUAGGACCCUGGGAAGGAGAGGCUGUGUGGGCCCUUGAUCCUCCAGGAAGAUGGAAUCCAGGGCCCUAUGGUCUUGGAGGAGGCACCUGCCAACAGAGGCCCUGUUCUUUCUGGAGUUUAUUCUAGGUCCUGGGGAGGGCCCUCUGUCCUCUCCAGUGGCCCUGAACCAUGUAUGGCAGUCAGAAGCCAGCCACCUACUACAGGUCAUAGGGUCACUGUGCUCCUCAGCAGGGCCCAAACACUGCAUGCAGGGAAGGACCCAGGAGCUGUCCAGAGCCCCCUCUUGGCUCCACUUGUCUUUAGAAAAUGAAGACAUAAAGUGCUAAGAGGGGCAGCCAGCACUCCUGCUGCUCAGGGAGCCCUGGGCAGCAGGCAGGCAUGGGGUAUUCCUGCUCUCCAUCAAGAAAACAAAGGACCCACUCCAGACUACUGUGCCCCUGCGCCCAGAUCCGGCACGCUCACCAGGAGCCACCAGGGCUGCUCCCAAAAGCACAUGCUGACAACGCCACUUUUCCAAACCAAAUGUCAGCACCUGGGCUGGCUGCUUUUGUGCAUGACUUCCUUUAGAGAUGCAUUUGUAUCUGGUUAAAGAAUCACUAACACUAAAAGGGGGAGAAAUUAUCUGAAAUGGAACCUGGAAGAGGGGACAGGGGCAUGAAGGCCUCAUGUCCCUGCAGGACAAAAUCAGGACCAGCACAGAGCCCUGCCCUGUGCACUCCUCCCUUGGCACUGGAGGAGGCCUGACUAGCGGGGCAUCACAGUCACUCCAUCACCAGGAUGCAGAGGAAUUGGCAUGUGCAAAGAAGGUUGGGACACACAAGGCUUGGCCUGAAGAAGGUGGCAGGCAGCAAGGGGCCACUGAGAGCCCUCCCCGGUAAAGGAAGUGAAAACCAGAACCAAGCACUUGUAAGAACUUAGAGCCUCCUCCGACAAGGAUGGACUUAGUGCCUGAGAAGCUUUUUAGGAAAGGGUGCCACCUGCAGGUAGUGGGGUAUCUCAACCACAAAGCCCGGUUCCUCCUCAGAGAUGGGGGAACAGCCUCCUUCCACCAUGGCCCCUUCCACUUCUGGGCGUCUUGCGGACCACCACGAGAGCAGGGGAUGCUCUAACUCCACAGGGCUCACAUCCUGCCUCUAGGCCACCUCACACUUCCCUUUCUCUCCUGACUGCUGAUGUAACUUUCUAAGGCUCACAGUGGCUCACUGAUUUGUUACUGUCACCUGCCCAGUCACUCCCCAGGUAUACUAGUGGGGAGCCUGUAUCUCGGCUUAUAACUACUAAAGAAACCGGUGUGCGCUACAGCUCACCAUAAUAAACCACGUGCUUUUGGAGA